Messenger RNA from Enterobius vermicularis (human pinworm), 459 nucleotides. NCBI's taxonomy places the organism in Eukaryota, Metazoa, Nematoda, Chromadorea, Rhabditida, Oxyuridae. The record is from the annotation of a GenBank genome assembly.
AUGAUUGCAAGAGAAAUAACAGCACGUUUGGAAAGCAGUGAUCUCCGUAUAGUUGAUGGCUGGGAAGGCAUAAAAAGCGGGAAAUUCGCUCCUGAAUACUUCACUUCUCCUCAUCAGCAAUAUCAGGAUUUCACAGAGGCUUUUGGAUUGAGCAAAUCUGGUCGGUUGCUGCAUUGGGAGGAAGGAAGGAGAUUUGAGCGUGAAUAUUUUUAUGCCUGUCAAGGUAAACAUGAAGAGCAGGAGUUGCUACCAUUGAAGGUCAAACUGAAGUUGAAUUCAUCUGUAGCCCAAUUUAUGGAAACAGAAUGGUCACGGGAUAAAAGUCUACUUGAUGUAUUGGCUGACAAAGGUUAUCCGUGGGGAAAAGAAAAUAUGACACUAAGAUACACAUGGGUUGGGCAGGAAAACUGUAUUUGUCGAAAGAAACAGUGCGAACGAAAACAACACAAAGCGCUGUGA